Gambusia affinis (western mosquitofish) is the source of this 2905-nucleotide messenger RNA. Its product is annotated as eukaryotic translation initiation factor 5B-like. The record is from RefSeq and is a predicted model, not a curated record. Bases 13 to 2658 code for a protein of 881 amino acids. The transcript is spliced from 5 exons. Lineage: Eukaryota; Metazoa; Chordata; Actinopteri; Cyprinodontiformes; Poeciliidae.
ACUGCUAUCACGAUGUCAGAAGCAGUUCCUUCUUCCUCUUGUGUUCUCCCAGAUAACUUCCCAGAAACUGAUGUGGCAGCUCAGCCAGGUGACAUAAUGUUGGUAAACUCUCCUCCUGAUGACGCGAAGGAGAUAUCAAAUCAUUUGAUGUCUUCUCUGGAGCGGCACAGUGGACAGGAUACAAACAGUGAUUCAGAGGACAGCUUGUUCAUCACUCAGAAAUGUGCACCUCAACGACGGAGGCGCUCAAACCGGAGGUCAAACUUCAGGGCCCACAGAGAUUCACCAGAAGAUGAAUAUGACGCAUCCACCUCUGAGGAGGAACAUCCAGAAGACGGAGAGCAGCAGCAGAAGAAAAGCUGCACAACACCGAAGUUCACCUUUCAUUUCCUCAAGGAGAGAAGGGUGACGAGGUUACCAUCUUAUCAGAACAGAAAACUUCAUUAUUACGCCAUGGGAGGUUACUUCAGAUAUACGGAGCAGCUUUGGGACAGCUAUCAAACAGGGGAAGAUCUGCUGCUGUCUUUACCAACUGUGGACCAGGACGGAGAGGCCAUAUCUCCUUUGUCAGAAGAGGAAGACGAAACUACAGAAAAAGAGAUCCGAGUGGUGGAAAAGAAGCUCUUUGUGGUGUCGAAAACAAAGAACUCCCAACCUUGGUGCAAUCCCAGAAAGAGAUCCAGUGAAGAAACGCAACACAAUGAAGAGCAGGACAAUGCUGCAGGCGAGCCACAGGGAGGAGUGGGAAUGAUUACCCGCAGAAGAUCAAUGCGGAUAUCCUCGUUGAGGGGACUGUCCUCUUCAAAAACAAAGGAGUCAGAUGAAAUCCCGGAAGAGACGAAGUCGGUCGAUGAACGAGUGUCAACGUCUGGAAACCUCCCUGCUGAAACUGAAAUGGGAAGGAAGAGCAGAUCUCGAGGAAAAGAAAGUAGACCAAGUGGUCUUAUUCCUGAAGAGAAUGAACGGAUGCUUGGUAACGAAAGCGUCGCCACAUGCCGGGGUCUGAGUGCAGAGCAGAGCGAUAGAGAAGCAACGGGCCCUCAUACUGGGGCAGAUGAACAAACCGGUGUACGAGAUGAUGAUAUAGAGUGUAGAACAAUCAAGGUAAAGAAGAGGAAGAAAGAAAAAAAGGACAGAGAAGAUGACAAAUGUGUAGAAGAAGGAAAAGAUCAGACUCUAGAGGGAGUCGGGGGUCAUCAGACUGCUCCCUCUGCAAACCUGAUUAUCACUGAGACAGUGGAAGCUCCUUGUAUGGAGAAGAAGAAAAAGAAGAAGAAGAAACUUGAAAACCAAUAUCUCGGACAGGAGGCGGAUGAAAAAUCAGACCAACAGAAGGAGGAGGAUUUUGUUGUGGUGUGUGAAACUGAAAAUGUUGAUACAGACUCUUUAAAGACCAACAAAGCUGCAGAGACUGUGACGAAUGACGUACAUGUCCCAAAGAAAAGGAAGAAAAAUAAAAAAUACUCUUCAGAUCUGAAUCAAACAGGAACAGAACAACCACAGGCAAUAGAUCAUUCAAGUAAUGGUGAAGUUUUACAGGAAAUGCUGGAGUCCAAUGGGUUUAAAAGAAAAAAACACAAAAAGAAAAAGAACCAGUCGCCUGAUGACAAUCAGACAGAUGUGGACUUAUCAAACGAUGUUCCGACAGUGCCAGAAAAUACAGACUUUGUUUAUAAAAGGAAGAAAAAGAAAAAAUACUCUUCAGAUCUGAAUCAAACAUCAACAGAACAACCACAGGCAACAGAUCAUUCAACUAAUGGUGAAGUUUUUCAGGAAAUGCUAGAGUCCAAUGGGUUUAAAAGAAAAAAGCACAAAAAGAAAAAGAACCAGUCGCCUGAUGACAAUCAGACAGAUGUGGACUUAUCAAACGAUGCCUCGACCGUGCCAGAAAAUACAGACUUUGUUUAUAAAAAGAAGAAAAAGAAACAUGUGUCUGACCAAGUUGGACUUGCGGAAGAAGAUGAAAGUGUAGAGAAAACUCCAAAAGACAGGCAAGAUAUUGAACCGAAAACCAAGAAGAAGAAGAAAAAGAAGGGCGAUAUCAGCGAAAGUAACUCAGAGGACAUGUUGGCAUCUGGUGACUAUUCGGAGCUUGUGCGCAAAAAGAAAAAGAAAAAGAAAAGGACUUCUUCCGUCCUUUCUGCUGAUGAUGAGGAACAGUCUCCAUCUGCUCAUGAGGGCUGUCCUGAAAAGCCUGAGGUCAGCGCUGGCGAGUUAGCCGUGGAAUCAGCAGACGUUUCUGAACAUUUGCAAGAAUCAAAAGAUGGCAAGAAGAAAAAGAAGAGGUCAGCAACUGUCCCCGAGAGUGAGGAAAGGGAGCUGGAGGAAACAUCUGAAGCGCUGGUCAAGAGUAAAGAGAAACGCAAGAGAACUGAAAGGCUCACAAAAAGUUUGGAGAGCAUUGAGCAAUCUCAAACCGAAGAGGCGGUGGUUGUGAAGAAGAAGAAGAAGAAGAAGAAAAGCAGACAGGAGGAUCCGGAUGAGGAGGACAGAACAAAUCCUGGGGCUGGUUGUAAGUUUAACGCAACGUCAUCUAAAACAUUUCCAGCAGAACUGGAGACGUCUUCCUCUCGCUGUGUGGAGAGGAAAAGAAAGCGUAAUGCAAAAAGAAGACUUCAUAAUCCAGAUAAAGACUUUCUUUCAGACUUAAACAACUGAGCAGAUAGAUCACGAUGUCAUAAGGUUUAUUUACUUUUAUUAUGAACUAUCCACUGUUUUAGGGUGACAGUGUUGAAAUUUAAAACCUUUUGGGUUCUGAAUUAAGUUUAUUUUCUAUAUUUAAUUUUGUAUCAAAGCACUUUUACACCUGAACAGUUCUGAAUAAUUUUUAAAUUGAGACAUAAUGUACAAAAACUUCAAGAAUAUUUACAAAAACUAUACAUUCAAAUAAAAGAAAAAAAUGUCA